This is a messenger RNA of Symbiodinium sp. CCMP2456, 1218 nucleotides long. Lineage: Eukaryota; Dinophyceae; Suessiales; Symbiodiniaceae. The record is from the annotation of a GenBank genome assembly.
AUGCUUCGGACUUGUCAGCUAUGGGCGACGUCGGCCGUCAACAGUGCAGCAGCAGAAGGCACUCGCCAGCUGCUGGGAUUGGGAGUCCGCCCCGCGCAGGCAGAGGUGCGGGAGAUUUGGCGCCGUCAUUUCGGGCCGAAGGUGCCUGCUGGAGCCCUCCUCAAAGAGCUAGCAGCCUUCAGGAGGGCCGACCUCGUGAGACCGGUGCUGGAGGCCUUUGCGCAGGAGCAUCACGGAGUGCUCUCGGCUCGUCUCUGCACCGCCGGAAUCGUCUCUUGCGGCCGUGCUGGGUCGUGGCCAGAUGCCCUCGAUCUCCUCCACACGAUACACGCCUUCACCAUCGCACCCAACAGCUUCUGCUACAACGCGGGUCUCCAGGCCUGCGCAGUAGGGCGGCAGUGGCUCAGAGCCCUAGAGCUGCUCCGUGGCAUGGAUUCGGCCCAAGUUGCACCUGACCAGUACAGCUACAGCAUUGCCAUCAGCGUUUGCGAGAAGACAUCGCAGUGGCCUCGGGCGCUGCGGCUCUUCACCGAUCUCCGCGAAGCAGCUGUUCCAGUCGAUGCCGGCAUCCUCGCUCCGCUGAUCAGCGCCUACGGGCAAGGUGGGCAGUGGCCUUUUGCACUGCGCCUCUUGACAGACUGGGGCGCCGAUGUCCAAAGCUGCAGUGCAGCGAUUGCCGCUUGUGCCAGCGCUUCCGCAUGGGACGCUGCACUUCGACUGUUUGCGGGCAUGCCGGCCAUGAGCAUCCUGGCAAACGCUGUCACUUUCAGCACGGCACUGUCUGCCUGUGGAGCUGCGGCGGCCUGGCAACGGGCGUUGCAGCUACUCGCUGGCAUGGCAGAGACAAGAGUCCAACUGGAUGUCGUCAGCUGCAGCACUGCCAUCAGUGCCUGCGAGCGGGCGUCGCACUGGCAAAUGGGCUUGCAUCUCUUCCAGGCGAUGGCCGAUGAUCGCGUGCACCAGAAUUUAAUCAGUUACAGCGUGGCCAUCGCGGCCUGCGCUCGUGGAGGCCGCUGGCGCCAAGUGCAGCACCUCCUGGCACAGUUGAGUGUGGAGGGACACCGUCCUGACUCUGCUUGUGUCAAUGCUGCCAUCAGCUCCUGCGAUAAGGACGGCUGCUGGGAGCAGGCUCUGCACUGGUUUGCUGCCAUGCCAAGGCACCAGCUUCGCCCAGACAUUUGCAGCUACGGUGCCACCAUCAGUGCCUGCUCCAAGGCC